AUGGCGCCUAUUCAAACGCAGACAAUCACACCCCACCAAUUCAGCAACCCAGUCACAGUCAUACGGGCCUCGGGACGCAUAUCCAAACCACCAGCGCGCUCAACACGCACACAGACCAAAGCACUUCUAUCUCACUCGCCACAAAUACCCACCGCACAUCCAGACAUCGACAUUAGUCUGCUCCGCAAUAAGCUCCUCCUUCAGUGCCGACAAUACAUUCCCUCUGAGCUUCUUCAUGAAGCCCUGGCAGACGGCAUCUAUUCUCGCGCGACACACUGGAUUACGCCUUCUUCCAACGCAGCCUCCAAGUUCGGCAAGCGAAAACGCUACUAUGUUCUGCACAGCUCAAACUUCACCUUCCAGUCCAUGGGUAGCGCGUGGGAGGCGCGGAUCCUAUCUGGGGGUAGCCAGCCAAUCGAUGCAGGAAACGGUGUAGUCAUUUUCGUCAAGGAGAGGAGAGAAUGGGACGCGUUCAUGGCGGGGUACAGAAGGCAAGGAAAGCGAGCGGGGCAGCUGAUGAGGCUCAAGCAGAAGGAUACUGAGCGAGGAUGGAGGGACGCGUGGAAGAGGAAAUGCGGGAUGGAGGAAGGUGGCGGCAAGGAAGUCAACGCUGGGCCCAUGUGGGUGCUAGUGAAGAGCGCUGUUGCGAAGAUUGUCAGAGGUGAGGCGUGA
Molecule: messenger RNA, 672 nt
Organism: Alternaria postmessia
Lineage: Eukaryota; Fungi; Ascomycota; Dothideomycetes; Pleosporales; Pleosporaceae
Exons: 1
Coding region: 1-672 (223 amino acids)
Source: RefSeq, a predicted model, not a curated record